Messenger RNA from Porites lobata, 1961 nucleotides. The record is from the annotation of a GenBank genome assembly. Lineage: Eukaryota; Metazoa; Cnidaria; Anthozoa; Scleractinia; Poritidae.
AUGGCAGGAGAGGUAGAAAUUGAAGUAAUUCUUAACGAAGGAGUCAGCCAAUCUCUUAACUCGAGUCUUCUAAACAGCUGUAUUGAGUACCUUAUAUAUCAACGACAACAAGUUCCGCUGCCUUUCCAUGAACUCAAGAGAAUCGUAGAAGAUCAAAAAAAGAUGUAUGAUGACUUGGAUACUGGUGUAACCAGUGCUAGGGAACGUCCAGUAGUAAGGCGAUCCCUCAACAGUGAGGAUAAGAAAGCUGUCAAAGUAUACGAAGACUUGCAAUGUUUAUUUGGUCACAUAAACAAGUUGUUCUUAUCAGCAGACGUCAAGUCCGCCAUGAUUCUUCUGGGCUCGACAGCAGUCAGCCCCAAGGAAAGCUAUUACGUCACGUUUCCAAGAACUAACCAAGGAAAUCAUACGGACCUUUCAUCCAGGAUAUGCGGCUCAUCCUGUCGCAAAAUGAUACGAAGCUUGAUCUCGAAUCAGGAGCUUGGUUCUUUCAAGGAGAUUUCUGCUACUUCAAUGUUAGUUUUUAUUCAAGCUAACAGAAACUCUGUUAUUGAGUGGUUUCGACCAAAACCGACUUUCAAACCACCACAAAGGGGUCAAUCUUGUAAAAUAAUUCUCAGGACCAACAAUGAGCCAGAGCUGGAAGACAGCACUGAUGAGUGGAUAUGGUUCCAGGCUCCAGUUAUCGUGAAAGGGUACAGGCAUAAGACAGGAAGUGCAGGUCUCUAAAAUUCUGAAAUACAGUGCGCACUUAUGGGCUCACUUAUUUAGAACCCUAGUGUAAUGCAUCAGUCAAUUCCACCCCUGGGAAUUUUCCAUCCAAGGCAAAAAAAUGCUAAUGCCCAGGGGUCAGCCCAGGGGGGUGUUGGGCACAGCUGGAAUUGACUGAUGCAGAACUGCUGUAUGCUAAAGAAAAAGCUAAAGAAAUACGCAGUCAUUUUCUCUCUUUUCUUAUUUUGUUCUUUUUAUUUUUGUGACAUUUUAAGAAUGACUAAUACAUGGCAUAAUUAUUGUAAGUACAGUGUAAGCUCUCGUGAGUGGACACCCUCCGGACACAAGAAAGGUGUUCAUUACUAGAGCUGGCUGGGAAGGUAAAUGUAAUGUCCUUUGUAUUUUUCUUUUUUCAUAAUGUUUAGCUGACCCCAUGCCAUCAAUCUCCGGCUUCGAAGGGUAGGCGUAACUGGUAAAUAAUAAAUAAUACAGAGUUUGUAUGGGAGUUGAGAGAAACAGGGUUUUGUGAAGGCUGCCUUAAGUGGAGCUGUCUGCUUGCGAGAGUACUUACAACAAGGUUGCAGUAGUUAUAUCUUGGCUAAAAUCCUUUCCCAGGUUAAACUAGACCCUGGUAACCUAGGUUGAAUACCCCAACAGAAUUCAACCAACAAGUUACAUUGUCUGACAAUACUGUUGAAAUAAAUUACAUCAUUUUUUCUUAAACUACACCAAGGGUUAACGAUGUAAGUAAAUAAUAUUUAUAUGUAUCUAUCUUCUAACAAACCUCUUGGAAAGUGAACUGUUGCUAUCUGUUACUUAGAAAAACUUAUGUAGAAAAUGCUGUAUUUGUGUCUAACAGUAUUACUAUUGUAGAUGGAUUUAUUUGCAGCUUACAAUAACCAUGUUUCAUUCUAGACAUCAACUCAGAUAAUUUACAAACUAUAAUUAAUUAUAACGUAGGAUUUUACUUUUUUAGAAAUAUCUGUUGUGUCUCUAUUUGGAGGAACUUAAUAGAAAUUAUUUUCCCCAAAGCAGGCAAUUUUUAGUGAGAAGAGAUUUCUGAUGAACAAUUUGAACUUUUUACAAGCCCCUGUUUGUGAUGUAUGUCAAACUGUUUGGGCAAAAAUAAGUUUGUGGUGUGGGUUUUUUGUUUGUUAUUUUUCAUUGUUUUUAACCUCCUUUAAAUAAUAUAUAUAUUUAGCCACGGCUAAAAGCGAGGCGUGCAUUUAUAUACUUUUAUUACUUACCGG